Molecule: messenger RNA, 5545 nt
Organism: Mizuhopecten yessoensis (Yesso scallop)
Lineage: Eukaryota; Metazoa; Mollusca; Bivalvia; Pectinida; Pectinidae
Product: whirlin-like
Exons: 18
Coding region: 384-3800 (1138 amino acids)
Cellular component (GO): cilium; stereocilium tip; plasma membrane
Molecular function (GO): protein binding
Source: RefSeq, a predicted model, not a curated record
CUCAUGAAUCUUGAAUGAGAAGAACCCACGGACUAGAACAAGAAGGAAUUGUAACAAUACGCAACAAUGGACGAGCGUGAAAUUGAUAUCAUCUGUGUAUUUUUACAAUGCUUUGCAGUUACAGUCGUGCUUGUGGAAUGUCAUUGAUUUUUCAAAUGUGAAAAUGUUGGAUUUCUUUACAGGGGAGUAAGGAGACUGUGUUCUGAUAGACCUCAACAAAGUCCCAAGUUCUAUUCAGGGCUGUGGUGGCUGAGUGGUUAAGACGUCUGACCGUCUACGACCGCUUGCCCUCCACUACUGGGUCGCAAGUUUGGAGGCCUACUUUGGGCAGUUGCCAGGUACUGGCAGAAGAAACAUUGUAAGUCCUGCAACAAAGGGGAAACAUGUCACGCCUCCAAGGCCCUAGGUCGUUACCUAGCUCGAGGCACAGAUCACUCUCUGCCAAUGUCCGAUGCCUGCAGGAAGCCUUGAAUAGUGUCCUCGAAGAGGAUGAAAGGAACGUGUUUGUUGGUGCCCUCAAUGAUUAUCACACACAUAGAGAUGUACAGUUGUUUGUAAGGAGACUUAAAGCUAUACUCAACACACAGUCCAAACGUCAGCUUCUGCCUCUGAUUCGGAAGGUCAUGCCUGGAACAGAUGUUGAGGCUUUUGACAGAUGGACUGGUAGUAGAAAGACUCGUGGAUCACUUUCUUAUAAGUCUCGUCAUAUUCCGAGAGAUACACACACAUCAUCAGAACAAUUUCCACAAGUGUCAUUUGCAAAGUCUCAACGUAAGCCUCGGCAGAGUCCGAUGAGUACAAAAUCAGAAAAAAGUACAAGGAAAAAAUCAAAAAGUGUUUUCGGUGGAAAAGUAAAAUCUGAACAUGCGUCAAAAUCACGAUCAACGCGAAGUGCUCCGGUGUCAAUUUUGCACAACAAUGGCCAUAUAAACAACAGCAUUAAGAGUACUAGGGUUUCUAAAGCAGGAUCAGGGUCACUCAUGUCCCUCACACCUCAACCCAAUGAGGUGCUCCGAGUAAACCUAGGUCAGCCCCCUAACCCAGAGGAGGGGUUUGGCUUCAGUAUUCGGGGAGGUUCGGAGUACGGACUUGGGAUAUACGUAUCACAGGUGGAUGGUCGUAGUGUGGCGGACAAACAGGGCCUACAGCCAGGCGACAUGAUUAUGGAAGUCAAUGACAUCACAUUCAAGAAAAUUGCUCAUGAUGAGGCAGUCAGGAUUGUCAAGGCUGCUCGGCGGUUGGAGCUGGUUGUGUGUCGGGUGGGGCGGAUUCCAGGAUCGUUUGAGAUCCAUCAGAUGUACAAAUGGGUCGACCCGUACGGUAGAACUGUACCUCCACCCCCAGAACUGGAACAGAUUGCUAAGUUAGAGGCGGGGACAAUCGGACGUAGGAGUGGACUUCUGCUACUCAAAAGUAGUGACGAGAGGAAGGUGAAUGUAGCAGUAGGGGAGAGAGACAAACUUGGGUUGAUGAUAAGAGGGGGCCUGGAGUUUGGCCUUGGAAUCUACAUCUCUGGUGUUGACCACGGGUCAGUGGCUAGGAGUGCAGGACUAAAGGUAGGUGACCAGAUACUAGACGUGAACGGUCACAGUUUCCUGGACACCACUCAUGCCGAGGCUGUGCGUGUGCUGAAGACGUCUCACCUGAUGGUCAUCACUCUCAAGGAUGUAGGCAAACUGCCCUUUGCCCGGACCACCAUUGACAAAACACAGUGGAUCAACCAGUCCCUGAUGACAGGCUCCCGAUCUAGUAGUCAGCUUUCCCUAAGUACAGGCACCCUGACCUCUUCCAGUACCCUGACCCCCAAUGUAAGUACAGGUACUGAGAGCUCAACAGCCAGCCUCACCCGCGAUUCUGGAUUCUCCAAGGGGGCGGGGUCUCAGCUAAUGCUGACCUCUCUGGCCAACUCGAAGUGGAACAUGAUAGAGGAGGCGGGAGGUCAACAGCUCAACGAAACGGAGCAUGGAACAAUGCGAUACUACCUAAAGGAGUACAAGAGGAACCACAUUACCGUGGACGGACUCGUGCUAGCUCUAACGGAGCUCCUCAACACACAUGCUAAGUAUACCUUGAUGUCCGAGAUAAGAACCAUCAUCCUUGCUAAGGACUUGGAGAAGUUUGACUUGCUCACCAAACAGAGGGAGAUAGAGUCCAGAAUGGCACGUCCUGCUGACUUCCUAUUCUCAGACAAACAUGCAGACAAAUAUCCCGACAGACACUCCAAUGUGUCUCAUGAAGUGAAAAGUCGCGGAAAGAAAAAGAGGUCCCAUAUGUCAUCUUCCAGACAGAAUUCAGACAAUGCGAGUUAUCGGUCAGAGGACAACUCAAGAAGAUGGGCUGACAAACGCCCUCCUUCCUCUCAGGUGAUCACAGAGAGUGACCUGGAGGCACUACGGUUGGCUAUAGAACAGAUCAGUGUUGACGGGACUGUGGACAGACUCCCAGACCAUCUUCCACAGUUCAGUGACCCAGGGUCCACACAGUCCAGCAGCAGUAUGGCCAGUCCAGCCUCCACACAUCAUGAGAUGUCCCCACUCCAGCCUUCCUCGUCCCAGUCCAGCCUUAUCAGUGAACAUAGACACACACCCUCCCCAAAGCCUGGUCCCUCACACCUGUCAUCGGCGGAGGACCGCCUGUCUCGCUUGACUGAUUCAAGGUACAUGGUUGAGGAGAAGCCCUCACGAGAGACUUAUUCCAAAUUCAAUGUUCCGAUACAGUUAACUGGAACCCCUUUGAGGAUCCCUAUGAAAGAUGUUCCCAUCAGGAAAUCAUACCCUCCAACAACACGAUCUCUCACUAAGACAGGGGUUCACAGAUCAGAGGUCAAUAGUUCAAUGGAGGAUGUCCAUCACAGAAGUCCCAGGUUAGAUGUCAACAGAUUGACAGAUGAUGUCAGUUACAGAGGCCCAAGGUCAGAGGUCAAUAGGUUGACAGAUGACGUAAGUUACAGAAGUCUGAGGUCGGAAGCGGAAAGAUGGACAGAUGACAUCAGUUACAGGAGGUCAAGGACAGGGGCCAAUAGGCUGACAGAUGACAUCAGUUAUAAAAGUAGAAGGUCAGAAGCCAGUAGGUUAACAGAUGACAUCACUUAUAAAAGUCGAAGGUCAGAGGCCAAUAGGUUGACAGAUAACAAUUUUAUCUUCCACAAGCCGACUUCAUCAAAUCAUGAUUCAGGGGUUGCCAUAGAAAACACAGUUCAUGCUGAAGUUCACCAAUACAGCAAGGCACCUGACAACCACAGUCCUGAUGAUGACAGUGGAGUGGAUUUAAAUGGCAGUAGUCGCCAUGACAACACAUCACAACAUGAACAAGAACAGGUGACGAUAUCUGCAGACAAUCCAAUUGACAUUGAUGAUGCCCUGUCUGCUAGAUCUGCCACUUCCACCUUGGACCGAAAUGAACGACCUUGGGCUCAGGAAUUCGAAAUCAUGGCCAACCACUUAAAUGAGGAGGCAGUGUUGAUUGCCGCAGCCAGAGAGAAGUACGGCGAUAUUCCGCUGGAGGUGGUCACCAUCCACAAAACUAAACCCACGCUGGGACUGGCCAUAGAAGGAGGGGCCAACACACGGCAGCCACUCCCUAAGGUUAUCAAUGUACAGCCAGGAGGGUCAGCAUAUGAGUCUGGACGCUUGAAGCCUGGACAGAUCAUUCUUGAAGUGAACGGUCAGUCUUUGUCUGGUAUGGCACACAUCGGAGCGGCUCGGACAAUUGCAGAGGCAUUCAAAAACAAGCAGGCUGAUCACAUAGAGCUGCUGGUCACAGAGGCUAACACCAAGCUUCCUCACAAGAUGGAUUCCUAAAACAAACUCCAUCACGACCCUGAUCUCUGAAACCUUAACCUCUAACAUUAGAACCAACUUAAAGAAAUAUAUACAUGCUAAUCCAAUAUGCCUUAUACAGUUUUUUUUAGAUAUUUGGUUUUCCUGGGAAGAUGUAACUGUUGAUUUUAUUCAUGUAACUGAUCAGAGAAUCACGUGAUAGAUGAAAAAUGUGACCAGGAAAAAUCAUAUAUAAAAACUUAAAUUGUAUAAUUUCAUCAGAGAAAGAAUUAAGAAAUCUGUUGAAAGGUUCUGGAGAACCUGGCCGGUAUUCAUGAAAUCGUUCUUAGGCUCAAGCAUUGAUUUUGAACUCAAACCUAAUUUAUUGUCCUGGUUAUAGAUUAGUAAAACAAAAUCUUAUUUUGUCAAUGAUUUGGGAAAAAUUUGAAAGGGCUUAAAGCCAAAUACUGUUCUCAACAUUUACGUCUUACUUUUUGACCAUUUCACUUGAUUUAAAUGAACUAUUCGAGCCGUGAGAAUCUUCCUCAAGCUUGAGAACAGUUUCAUGAAUAUGGCCCCUGGCCCCAGGACCAACAAAUAAUAUAGGCAUAAAUUUCACUCUUAGACGAAAUUUUCAAAAAUCAUCAACAUUAACUUUGGACUUAAUCAUAUCUACAUUUUGUGAUGACAGGUUGUAUGUAAAAUCUAAUCAAAGAAGUUUGAAUAUUUAUACAAAUCUAGGUAAUAGUUUGGAGUAAUGUGCAAUGCAGAUUGUCACAAAACUGUAGGAUUACCACGGUUACAAGGAAACUGGAAAUGACAAUCAAUGAUGGCUUAAAAAGGUGAUAGGAGUUUGGAAAAGUUGGUUAGUACCUUGUAAAUAUGUAGCUUUAUACUUUAUUACUGUAAACUGGGAAAUUUUUGCCCAUUCAGUCAAAAUUUUGGCCCUUUAAUUGUAAAAUUCAUUUUCGCCCAAUAUCAAAUUUGCCCUCUGUGUAUAUUUAGUUGUUUACCAAUGUUCCUUGUAAUGAUAAAUUCACCCUUGUUACAGAGGGCAAAAAGUGUGAAAAUUACACUGCAGCUAACAUUUCCCAGUAUGCAGUAUGCUUGUACAGCUGAACACCUCCUUGUAAUGAUUCAUGUAAAAUACCAGGUAACUGCAUUAAAAAUCCAUGAGUUACACUCUCGAUAUGCAUAUCUGCUCGGGAUUUUCUCAUUUUAUGAUCAAAGGCUUUUAAAUGCUAAGCUAUUCGAUUGGUUCCAUAUAACAAAACCCGACCAAUCACAAGUUAAAUGAUAGUCAUAAUAUUUCACACAUUUAUUCGUUUACAUGUACACCUCAGUAUAAUUUAUGUCCUAUUUGUUUUUUUAAAUAACUUUUGUUGUUGUAGUUCCAUUUUUUAACUACUAUAUGCCAGUGAUUAUCCCCCUUGAACCACUCAGCAGGGGUUCAGUAAUGCUCAGUGAUCUGUAGUACCUUGUUCAUCUUCGAGAAUGUGUAAUCUAAAUUGUCACAAUGAUGAUGUUGUAGGGACAUAACUGAUUAUGGAGCAUUGUUAACUCAUUCACCCCUGAAGACACAUUUGAACUCUUCUAAUUCAAAGGUUGGAAUAGUUCAUUAUGAAAUUUCAGGGGGGAAUGAGUUAAGGAGGAAUCAGAAAAGAUGAAUACAAUGUGAUCUAAAGAUCAUUUGUGUUUGAGAUAUAUAGUUGCUAAACUAAAGCUUGAAAUUUUGAAGUGUUUUCCUAAGAAGCCCCUAAAAUAAACCUAUAUCCCCCCCCCCUCCC